AUGUAUGCUGCGAUUGGUAGUGAUGAGGAUGACUGUUACCGGUGUUUCCCGCCCGACCCGGGCAUUGGUACUGCCGCGUCAGGUACUAGUGAGGCUGCUGCUCUAGGUGCCAGUGCGUCUGUGCUCUCAGGUGCUGGUGAGUCUGCCCUCUCAGGUACUGUGUCGGCUUCGGCCUCUCACACCUUCACCCUUGACUCUGGAGCGUCUCGCUCCUUCUUUCGGGACCGCACCACUCUCACGCCGCUGAGUCGGCCGGUUGCGGUGUCCCUGGCUGACCCCUCUGGGGGGCCUGUCCUGUCUCGCUUCUCCACUGUCCUCCCGUGUCCGGCGGCCCCCUCUGGCACCCUGACUGGUCUCUACCUCCCCUCGUUCUCGACGAACUUGGUGAGUGGUGCUGACCUCCAGGAUGCGGGUGUCCACCAGUUCACCCCUGCUCGUCAGCGGGUGACCCACUGCACGGAGGCGGAUACAGGUCGCCACCUGGCUACGUUUACACGUCGGCCAGGGUCGAGCCUGUACACACUGACCACUGCUUCUCCUCCAGGUGCUGAGUCUGGUAGGGUCACUUCGUCUGGUCAGGUGUUUGCUGCAGCGUCCAGGUCUGGUCCUGAGUCUGCCCCCUGCUCGUGCCGUCGUUUGUCUCACGAGACCCUCCUCUGGCACCACCGCCUUGGCCACCCCUCUCUGCUUCGGCUCAGAGGCAUGGCCUCGCGAGUCCUUGUGUCUGGUCUUCCCCGGUCUCUCCCUCCCCUUCCUCCGGGCCCUGGCCCCACCUGUGUCCCCUGUGUCGAGGGGCGCCAGCGUGCUGCCCCUCACUCCUCCCAGUUUCCUCCGACAGAGGCCCCGUUGCAGACGCUUCACAUGGAUGUGUGGGGCCCAGCCCGCGUCCGUGGACAGGGUCAGGAGCGCUACUUCCUGCUGGUGGUUGACGACUACUCGCGUUACACCACAGUCUUCCCCUUACGCAGCAAGGGUGAGGUCACUGCGGUGUUGAUCGACUGGAUCCGCGCAGCUCGUCUCCAGCUUCGGAGGAGCUUUGGCUCUGACUUCCCUGUUUUGCGUCUGCACUCGGACAGAGGCGGAGAGUUCUCCUCUGGCCUCCUGAGUGCCUACUGUCGUGCGCGAGGCAUCCGUCAGACCUUCACGCUUCCGGACUCACCGCAGCAGAAUGGGAUUGCUGAGCGCCGCAUUGGCAUGGUCAUGGACGUCGCUCGUACGUCCAUGAUGCAUGCGGCUGCUCCCCAUUUUCUGUGGCCGUUUGCGGUCAGGUACGCUGCGCACCAGAUCAACCUCCACCCCAGGGUCUCUCGACCGGAGACCUCCCCAGCCCUGCUGUGGACGGGGAAGGUUGGCGAUGCGUCGGCGUUCCGGGUCUGGGGAUCUCGGGCGUUUGUUCGCGACCUGUCUGCGGACAAGCUAUCCCCUCGUGCUUCUCCCUGCGUCUUCCUGGGGUUCCCCCCCGACGCCCCUGGGUGGCAGUUUUACCACCCCACCUCUCGACGUGUUCUGUCCUCCCAGGACGUCACGUUCGACGAGUCGGUACCCUACUACCGCCUCUUCCCCUACCGCACUCCGUCCCUCCCCCCACCCCCGCUCUUCUUGGUACCAGGUCCCCCCCCGGUAGUCCCCCUCCCCCCUCAGGGUCCUGCCCCUUCAGGUGUGUCCCAGGUAGACGCGGUCGAGCCUGUCGAGGUCACUGGUGACUCUGGUGCUGCUGCGGGAGCUGAGCCUGGGGGUGCGGAGUCUGGGGGUGCUGAGCCUGGAGGUGCCGAGCCUGGGGGUGCUGAGCCUGGGGGUGCUGUGACUGGGGGUGCUGAGUCUGGAGGUGCCGAGUCUGGGGGUGCUGUGCCUGGGGGUGCUGAGCCUGGGGGUGCUGAGCCUGGGGUUGCUGAGCCUGGGGGUGCUGAGCCUGGGGGUGACGUGCCUGGGGGUGCUGUGUCUAGGGGUGCUGAGCCUGGAGGUGCUGUGCCUGGGGGUGCUUCGUCUCGCCGGGAGCCACUCUCCCCACACGAGCUGCGUGAGUGGUUUGCCGGGCGCUGGAGGCGUGCUGCUGGUGCUGGUGGUUCUUCGGCUGCAGAGGGUACUGCUGCUGCGCGCCCCGCCGGCGCUCGUACUGUGGGUGCUGGAGCUGCUGAGCCUGCGGGUUCUCCUGGAGCUGGUCCUGCUGAGGGUGUUGGUGCUGAGCCUGCCGUUGGCGGCCCGACUGACAGUGCUCCUGUUGCUGCGGCUGGAGGUUCUGGAGCUUCUGGUGGUGCUGCUGGAGGUGCUACUGGAGUGGGUGCUCCUGCCGGGGCUGCUGGUGCUGUUCCUGCUGUUUCUAGCGUCGCCGCGCGGCCCCGACCGUACUUCGUUCCGCUCCUGCAGCAGGUUCUUGGUCUUACACCUCCUCCUCCUCCCUUAGAGGGUCCGCAGCCUGUCCGGUCACAGCCACAGCUACAGCCUGCCUCCCCUUUGCCUGCUCCUCCUCCCUACGCUGGUCCGACUGGAGGUCUUACUGAGCGUCGUGAGCCUGCGUCUCGUCCUGUGUCGCCUGUUCGUACUGAGCGCGCUAGUGGUCGCGGGUCGCGUCAGCGUCCUCCUCCUGUCCCUGGCACGCACCGGAUGUCACUGCGUCCGUCCACUGCUCCUCUGCGUGCCCCUUUGCCUUCUCCUCCUGCUUCCUCUCUUCCUGCUCUUGCCGACCCGGAGUCGGACUCUCUUCGUGCUGCCAGUCCUACUGUCACGCGUCUCCUUGCUACUGCUGUCACUGACCCUUCCUUCGAGUCGUCUGCUGCGUCUGCCCUUGUCACUGAGCUUGUCGACUUUGCUGCGCGCUGUCGUCUAGACUACGCUGCUCGUCUUGUCACUGAGUCUGAGUCCGCCUGUCCUCCGUCCGUCGGGGGUGAGUGUGCCCUUGGCACGGACGUCCUUGAGGACAGGCAGGAGGAGUUCCAGUGUCUGGCCGCCGCUUCACCUCGUCUCGCGUCUGUACUGCUAGCCCCUGAGGGAGACCCGGAUGCACCAGACAUCCCGACUCCGCGCUCUUACGCGGAGGCGAUAGAGGGUCCCUACUCCUCUCAGUGGCAGGCAGCUAUGGAUGCAGAGAUGGCUUCCUGGAAGUCCACAGGCACCUACGUUGACGCUGUUCCCCCUCCUGGGGCGAACAUCGUCAGUGGCAUGUGGAUUUUCAGGGUGAAGCGGCCGCCGGGUUCUCCGCCUGUCUUCAAGGCGCGUUACGUGGCUCGUGGCUUCAGUCAGCGGCAGGGGGUUGACUACUUUCAGACCUUCUCCCCCACCCCGAAGAUGACCACUCUUCGGGUUCUGCUACACGUUGCUGCUCACCGUGACUACGAGCUGCACUCUCUCGACUUCAGCACAGCUUUCUUGCAGGGCAGCCUGCACGAGGAGAUCUGGCUGCGUCGCCCACCUGGCUUCACUGGGUCUUUCCCUCCUGGUACCCAGUGGAGUCUCCGGCGUCCAGUCUACGGUCUCCGCCAGGCACCACGUGAGUGGCACGACACACUGAGGACUACGCUCGCGGCACUUGGGUUUGCUCCUUCCACUGCCGACCCGUCGCUGUUUCUGCGCACCGACACCUCUCUGCCGCCGUUCUACAUCCUCGUGUACGUCGACGACUUGGUCUUUGCCACAGCUGACACUGCUGGACUCGCCUACGUGAAGUCCGAGCUGCAGAAGAGACACACGUGCACUGACCUGGGUGAACUGCGCAGCUACCUUGGCUUGCAGAUCACCCGGGACAGAGCACGCCGCACCAUUACCCUGACUCAGUCACACAUGGUGCAGCAGGUCCUUCAGCGCUUCGGCUUCACGUACUCCUCGCCUCAGGCCACUCCUCUGCCUACUCGCCACUCGCUCUCAGCUCUGCCUUCGGAUGAGUCCGUAGAGUCGAGUGGCCCGUUUGCAGAGCUUGUUGGCUGCCUCAUGUACCUGAUGACCUGCACACGACCUGACCUCGCAUACCCUCUUAGCAUUCUCGCACGCUUUGUUGCUCCUGGGAGACACCGACCAGAGCACAUGGCUGCAGCGAAGAGGGUGUUGCGCUACUUGUGCAGUACGUCGGGCAUGGGGCUAGUGCUUGGAGGGCGCAGUCCAGUGGUCCUCACUGGGCACGCAGACGCUUCUUGGGCUGACGACCAGGCUACGCAGCGGUCGUCACAGGGUUACACCUUCAGCCUUGGUUCCGGCUCUGUCUCGUGGCGGGCUACCCGCUCGUCUUCUGUUCUCGGCUCCAGUUGUGAGGCUGAGAUCUACGCUGGGGCUAUGGCUGCACAGGAGUUACGCUGGCUCACCUACCUGCUGACCGACCUUGGAGAGCAGCCUCGUUCUCCUCCAGUCCUGUACGUAGACAACAAGGCCAUGCUGGCCUUGUGUCGAGAGCAGCGACUGGAGCACAGAACGAAGCACAUUGCUCUUCGCUACUUUCUUGCUCGUGAGCUACAGCAGCGUGGACAGCUGCGACUUGCGUACGUGGCCUCUGAGGCCAACACUGCUGAUGUCUUCACCAAGGCACUUGCGCCUUGUGAUCAUCAGCGUUGCUGCACGCAGUUGGAACUUAUAGCUUACUUGUUUCUGUAG
Molecule: messenger RNA, 4575 nt
Organism: Closterium sp. NIES-65
Lineage: Eukaryota; Viridiplantae; Streptophyta; Zygnematophyceae; Desmidiales; Closteriaceae
Source: the annotation of a GenBank genome assembly